Gadus chalcogrammus (walleye pollock) is the source of this 2476-nucleotide messenger RNA. It is a transcript of the gene ivns1abpa, whose product is annotated as influenza virus NS1A binding protein a. The transcript is spliced from 15 exons. Gene Ontology annotation, molecular function: protein binding. Bases 456 to 2438 code for a protein of 660 amino acids. NCBI's taxonomy places the organism in Eukaryota, Metazoa, Chordata, Actinopteri, Gadiformes, Gadidae. The record is from RefSeq and is a predicted model, not a curated record.
CGCCGCCCCGGCAUUGCUGUCAGAGCUGGAGGAGAGUAGAGGAGAGAGGACCUUCACUUAGAGGAGAGAGGACUUCAGAACGAGCAGAGACCAGCCUCAGGACAAAGUGUGCCAAUAGCCGCUGCGUUUUGCCCUAACCCAACCACCCACUCUGAAGUCGCGUUAAAUAUGUCUAAUAUCGUCUGCUGUAAAACGCCUCAGGUUAUAAUGUACGACCAACACAGAAAAAGUACAAGUCUAUAGCCAACGGGAUCCCAAGGACUUGAUUAGUCACUCAAGCCUGCUAGUUUGUUGUGUGGCUGCCCCCCUGGUCCUCGUCACUCCGGCCUGGCUCGUCUCCUACCAUUGCUUCUGACCCCUCACCCCGUCCGGCUGAAGAACUCUGGGCGCCUUUGUUUGGCUACCUUCCCUUCAAAAGCCUUUCUCUGGAUUUACGUGCAUCUUUAUUAGCAAAAAUGAUUCCCAACGGUUAUUUGAUCUUUGAGGACGAGAGUUUCCUGGAUUCCACUGUGGCAAAGAUGAACGCUCUGAGGAAGAGUGGUCAGUUCUGUGAUGUUAGACUACAGGUGUGCGGUCACGAGCUGAUGGCCCACCGUGCUGUGCUGGCCUGCUGCAGCCCCUAUCUGUUUGAGAUCUUCAACAGCGACAUCGAGCCCCAUGGCGUUUCCCACGUCACCUUUGAGGACCUGGACCCCGCUGCGGUGGAGAUCCUCCUCCACUACGCCUACACGGCCCAACUGAAGGCCGACCAGGAGCUAGUGAAGGAGGUGUACUCUGCAGCCAAGAAGUUCAAGAUGGAUCGAGUGAAGCAGAUCUGUGGAGACUACCUGAUAUCCAAGAUGGAAUCCCAGAACGCCAUCUCCUUCCGGAACUUUGCCAGCUCCAUGGGUGACGGGCGCGUCCUGGCCAUAGUGGACGCCUACAUCCAGGACCAUCUGCUGGACGUCUCGGAGCAGGACGACUUCCUCAAACUCCCCCGCCUCAAGUUAGAAGUAAUGCUAGAAGACAACCUGGCCCUGCCCAGCAACGGGCGGCUCUACUCCAAGGUGCUGAACUGGGUGCAGCACAGCCUCUGGGAGAACGGAGAGAACCUGGAGCAGAUGAUGGAGGAGGUUCAAACGCUGUACUACUCUGCCGACCACAAGCUGGUGCACGGCGGUCUGGUGAUUGAGGGCCACACUGAGGUGUUUGGUGGCGAGGACGACCGCCUCCAGUUUGUGCAGAAGAAGCCUCCUCGGGAGAGCACCCAGAGGCAGAUGAGCUGCAGCUCCUCGGGAAGCCUGUCCCCUUCCAGCCAGGCCCCCAGCGCCCCCAAGCAGAGCUCCAGGAGGGAGUGGAAGUACAUCGCCUCGGAGAAGACCACCAACAACACCCACCUGUGUCUGGCCGUGCUGGACGGCACGCUGUGCGUGAUCUUCCUCCACGGCCGCAGCAGCCCCCAGACGUCCCCCUCGGCCACGCCCUGCCUGAUGAAGAGCAUGAGCUUCGAGGCGCAGCCGGAGCUGCUGGAGCAGCGGCUGCUGGCCCCCAUGCACUACGCCCGCUCGGGCCUGGGCGCCGCCGCCCUGGGGGGCCGGCUCAUCGCAGCAGGAGGGUACAACCGGGAGGAGUGUCUGCGGACGGUGGAGUGCUACGACCCCCAGCUCGACCGCUGGACCUUCAUCGCCCCCAUGCGCACCCCCAGGGCCCGCUUCCAGAUGGCCGUGCUGAUGGGCCGUCUGUACGUGAUGGGCGGCUCCAACGGCCACUCGGACGAGCUGAGCUGUGGCGAGACGUACGACCCGCUGACUGACGACUGGGCCCAGGUCCCCGAGCUGAGGACCAACCGCUGCAACGCAGGUGUCUGCUCCUUGGACAACCAGCUGUACGUUGUGGGGGGAUCGGACCCCUGCGGCCAGAAGGGCCUGAAGAACUGUGAUGCCUACGACCCCGUCACCAAGGCCUGGACCAACUGCGCGCCCCUCAACACCCGGCGCCACCAGGCGGCGGUGUGCUCGCUGGACGGCUUCGUGUACGUGAUCGGAGGGGCGGAGUCCUGGAACUGCCUGAACACGGUGGAGCGCUACGACCCCCGCAACGACACCUGGACGCUGAUCGCCCCCAUGAACGUGGCCCGCAGGGGGGCCGGAGUGGCCGUCCACGCAGGCAGCCUGUUCGUGGUGGGGGGCUUCGACGGCUCCCACGCCCUGCGCUGCGUGGAGGUGUACGAGCCGGCCCGCGGCGAGUGGCGGAUGCUGGGCAGCAUGACGUCGGCCCGCAGCAACGCCGGCGUGGCGCUGCUCGGCGCGCUGGUCGUCGCCGUCGGUGGCUUCGACGGCAACGACUUCCUGAACAGCAUGGAGCUGUACGACCCCGCCACCGACCGAUGGAGCGAGGACACCGACGCCGCGCCCCCACCGCCCACCGAGGGCCGAGCCACGGCCGCCCCCUCCCCCUGAGGGGCGGGGCCGGCCGGCUCCCCCCCCCCCCCCAAACU